UAGACAACUGUUUUGAAUUAAUCGGGCCGCGAAUUACAGCUAAAGAAGCCCGUGGAAGUGGGAUAUCGCUAAUUCCAAUACUCCAUCAUUGUUUCCACACUCUUUUACAGGGAAAGCAAACGGCACCGUUUUCACUACCGGACUGGAAAAGAGAGACGCUGAAAGAGCAAACGAAACCCUAACGUCAUCACAUCUCCGUCUUUGGUACACUACCCUCUUCUCCUUCUCGAUGACUGGUGUAAAGACAUAAUGUGAAGGUCUUAUUGAUCAUGUUCGAAAGUGUGUGUUAAUUUCCCCUUUUAUGUAAGUCUGUCCUUCGCUUGGCUGGGACCAGUUACAUGGAGUUGAGUGACGCUUUGCAGAUGCUUCCUCCUCCACCUGGGAGUUUCAUUGACCGUGAGGAACUUAUUCAACAUGUUGGGGAGUUUGCCAUAUCCCAGGGAUAUGUUGUUACCAUCAAACAAUCAAAGAAGGACAAAGUUGUGGUCCUCGGUUGUGAUAGAGGAGGUGUUUAUCGAGAUAGGCGUAAAUCCAUUGACGAGGCCUCAGGUGAACAUGCACGCAAAAGAAAAUCUGGCUCUCGACUUACAAACUGUCCCUUUGAACUUGUGGGUAAGAAGGAGGAUGGUUUGUGGGUACUUACUGUUAAGAAUGGUUCACACAACCAUGAACCAAUGAAGGACAUCUCAGAGCAUCCCUCUGCUCGUCGCUUUAAUGAGAAAGAAGUAGUGUUAAUCAAAGAGAUGACAGAUGCGGGUCUUAAACCACGCCAAAUACUAAAAAGACUAAGACAAAGCAAUCCUGAACUCUUAUCAACACCAAAGCAUGUUUAUAACAUUAAAGCCAAGCUCCGGCAGGGGAACACUACAGUGAGGAGAUUGAAGACAUUGAGACCUCUUACAGCUGCAGAAGGAAACUCUGAGCCUUCAACAUCGACUGAGCCGUCAUGGAAGAAGCGCUAUCCACCAAAGGUCCCAAAUCUCAUUGGUGGUAGAUUUGUUAAUUCGCAAUCAUCAACAUCUAUUGAUGUGUUAAACCCUGCUACACAGCAAGUAGUUGCUCAAGUUCCUUUAUCGACGGUUGAGGAAUUUAAGGCUGCAGUAUUUUCAGCAAAAAGAGCUUUUUCAUCAUGGCGGAAUACACCAGUUACAACUCGUCAACGAAUCAUGUUCAAGCUGCACGAGCUUAUCCGGAGAGAUAUUGAUAAGCUUGCCAGCAUUAUUACAACAGAGCAAGGAAAGACAUUAAAAGAUGCAUUUAAUGACGUGUCCCGUGGGAUUGAACUGGGGGAAAAUGCUUGUGGAAUGGCAAUGUUGCAGAUGGGGGACUUUGUUUCAAAUAUAUCAAAUGGAAUUGAUAGUUAUAGCAUUCGUGAGCCUCUUGGUGUUUGUGCUGGAAUAUGUUCUUUCAGUUUUCCGGCCAUGAUCCCAUUGUUGAUGUUUCCGAUUGCAAUCACAUGUGGCAAUACCUUUAUUUUAAAACCAUCAGAGAAAGCUCCAGGGGCAUGCGUGCAUCUUGCUGAGUUGGCAAUGGAGGCUGGUCUACCUAAUGGUGUCUUAAAUAUUGUUCAUGGCACCAAUGAUAUUGUUAAUGCUAUCUGUGAUGAUGACGAUAUUAAAUCUGUGUCAAAUGUUGGUUCAGACGCACCAGGAAUGUAUGUUCAUGCAAGAGCAUCUGUCAACAGUAAGUGUGUUCAGAUCAAUGUUGGUGCCAGGAGUCAUGCAGUAGUGAUGCCGGAUGCAAACAUGGAGGCGAGUUUGAGUGCUCUGGUUACUGCUGGUUUAGGUUCUUCAGUACAAAGGUGUAUGGCAAUCAUAUUCGUUGGAGGCUCAAAAUCUUGGGAAGAUAAGUUAGUGGAGCGCGCCAAGGCACUCAGAGUAGAUGCUGGAACUGAACCAGGUGUGGACAUUGGUCCUGUGAUUAGUAAGCAGGUUAAGGAACGGCUAUCCAGGGUGGUGCAAACAUUUGUUGACAAUGGUGCUCAAUUAGUCCUCGAUGGGCGAAAGAUUGUGGUUCCUAGAUAUGAGCUGGGAUACUUUGUUGGUCCCACAAUCUUGACUGAUGUAACAGAAGACAUGGAGGGUUAUAAGUGUCUGCAGGGGGGAAUUUUGGGUCCAGUUCUUCUUUGUAUGCAGGCUGCAACUUUAGAAGAGGCAAUAAGCAUUGUAAACAGAAACAAACAUGGAAGUGGAGCUUCCAUAUUUACAUCCUCCUGUGCUGCUGCAAGGAAAUUUCAGAAUGAGGUCGAGUCUGGGCAAAUUGGCAUCAAUCUGGCUGUUCCAACACCGUUACCAUUAUUAUCAUUUUCGGGGUCCAAGGCAUCAUUUACCGGAGAUACCAAUUUCUACGGUAAAGUUGGAGUUCAGUUUUACACCCAGACGAAAACAGUAACUCAGCAAUGGAAAGACUUCUCUGGUAAUGGAACAUCUGCAACUAUAAUGUCAAAUGAUCGACCGAAUAAUGGUGAAGAACAGAAUACAUUGCAGUCGCUGGAUUUCGCAAGUAACGAUGUUGUAUCUCUGGGAUUGCAUUUGAGAGAUUUCUCGAAUAAUGAAAUGGUAUCGCUCCCAUUGCAUCCAAAUGAUAUUCACAGUAGGGAAGGGGUGUCUAUACCGUUGCAUUCAAAGGAUUUUCCAAGUAGUGAAGGGGAAUCUCUUGCUGAGCAUUCAAGGGACAUUCUGAAUUCUGAUGGAAUAUCUUCGGGGCUAGCAUCAUUGGAUGGAUCGCAAUGGACCUUAAACUUUUAGUGCAUGCUUCAUGCUAUUUCAAAGUAGUAAUGAAAAAGUACGGUAAAAAAGAUUUUAACUUAUUUUCUACUUUAUUAUUGUUACUAACUUCAAUCUUCUAUGUCAUGAUAAUCCAAGAGA
Messenger RNA from Olea europaea var. sylvestris, 2867 nucleotides. Its product is annotated as methylmalonate-semialdehyde dehydrogenase [acylating], mitochondrial. Gene Ontology annotation, molecular function: malonate-semialdehyde dehydrogenase (acetylating, [NAD(P)+]) activity; methylmalonate-semialdehyde dehydrogenase (acylating, NAD+) activity. The transcript has 20 exons. Gene Ontology annotation, cellular component: mitochondrion. Bases 339 to 2747 code for a protein of 802 amino acids. Gene Ontology annotation, biological process: L-valine catabolic process; thymine catabolic process. The record is from RefSeq and is a predicted model, not a curated record. NCBI's taxonomy places the organism in Eukaryota, Viridiplantae, Streptophyta, Magnoliopsida, Lamiales, Oleaceae.